AUGUUCUGCUUACGGAGCUGGUUACCUCUGCUCUUCAUUCCAACCAACGCCUCCCCACUCUUCAUCAUCUCCUUCGUCACCCUCACCUACGUCCUCCAUCGUCCGUGUAUCUACUGUUCCGCCCUCCUCCUGAUCCUCUUCCUUUCCUCCUGUCACUGGUCCGACCGAUGCUUCUUCGACCUCCGCGGUGACUGGUUCUCGCCUCGCUUCACCACCUCCACCACCGCUGCCAUUCCCGACGGCGUGGGGUCUUUACAUCCCUCCUCCGCUUUCUACUCCCCCGCGAAUGCCUCGAUGCUGGCCCCCUCCGAAACCCUGGCCGAGUAUGUCUGGGAGACCGUCAACACUACUACCAAGGCUCUCGCCGCUGCCGUCGUCGACGAGGCUCAACGUCGUCUCGCACUGAAUGGCACCUCCGACGCGGCCGCCGGUAUAUCGGAUCUGCGCCAGGACGAAUGGACUGGGAUCGGACUGGAGUGGUUGCGCAGCUUGCUUGGACGACGUGAAUGGACGCUGCCGUGUGUGGAUGUCAAGGUUCGGUUAUAG
Aspergillus melleus is the source of this 546-nucleotide messenger RNA. RefSeq lists its product as uncharacterized. The coding region runs from base 1 to 546 and encodes 181 amino acids. The transcript has 2 exons. The record is from RefSeq and is a predicted model, not a curated record. NCBI's taxonomy places the organism in Eukaryota, Fungi, Ascomycota, Eurotiomycetes, Eurotiales, Aspergillaceae.